Messenger RNA from Fusarium sp. VM40, 1485 nucleotides. Lineage: Eukaryota; Fungi; Ascomycota; Sordariomycetes; Hypocreales; Nectriaceae. The record is from the annotation of a GenBank genome assembly.
AUGCGUCUAUUUGGUAACAAAAACAACAAAUUCAAGAUCGACCCGCCCAAGAUCAGGAUCGAGAAGGUUGUCGUCGACCGACCUGCCCCGAAACCUAAACCUAAGCAGCCGAAUGCCAUCUUGAGUGGCUCAGCAUCUCGCUCCUCGUCCUCUCACCGUCCAUCUCCGAAACCUCUGGCACGACAAGCUAGCCACUCGCCGUAUCCCUCGUCUUCUGAUGAGAGACGACUGGAACGUAAGCGUAAGGCACCGUCCGUGUCGCGUCGAUCACCGGCCAGCGACCGCAUCGAGUUCGACAAAGACAGCGAUGGCGAGGAUGAUGGAUGGAUGACCCUUGAUACUAAGCGACAACGCAAGGGCACUGAGGAUGGUAGCUUUGUCGACCCUACACGCAAGUUGAGGAGUGCAAGAGCAUUCGAGGAUCGUAUGGACAGCCGAAGCUUCAUUCACGCCGUCGAUGUGGCUUCGCUUGAGCACAAGUGCGUACCUGUCAUGGGCGCCCAAAAAGAGGAGGUGUCUAUCAGAUUACAAUACCCCAGUCUACAACCCCGUGAGAAAUACGAACUCGUAUGGGGAAAAGACAAGAUUGAUGCCGUCGAAGCGAGCAUCAAGGUGGUUCGCCAUGUAGCCGAGACAUACCUGACCGAGGAGGAGGCUGAGCCUUUUACGAACCCCAACGGUGGUAUUAUCCGAAGACUGGAAAAGGCAUCCAACCGCAACAUUCAGGAUUUGAUGGGUUUCAAGGCAGCCUUGCGCGAGUACAACGAUAAACUUCGUGCUCUAGUCGAGGACGGCGUAAUUGCCAAGAAUCUCGAUAAGAUGCACGAGCUCCCUCAACACCUUGUGGCUUUCAUACUCGAUCAGAUCUAUGACCGAACAGUGGCCCUCAAGGUGGAACUUCUCUCCAAGUAUGAGAAUGGAACCGACUAUGUCUAUGGCGAACUCUUACACCCAUUCAUCUCUAAGAUUUUGGUAGAGCAGACUCGAAUGACCUCAGGCCAGGUCUUCGUGGAUUUAGGCUCAGGUGUUGGAAAUGUGGUUUUGCAAGCGGCGCUCGAGAUCGGCUGUGAGAGUUGGGGCUGCGAGAUGAUGGAAAACGCCUGCAAUCUUGCCGAGGAGCAGAAGAAGGAAUUCGAUGCACGAUGCAUGCUCUGGGGAGUCCGACCAGGCAAAGUGCAUCUGGAACGAGGCGAUUUCCGCAAGAAUUUGCAUAUCCAUGAAGCUCUCAAGCGAGCCGACGUGGUCCUGGUCAACAAUAAGGCCUUCACCUCGCAGCUGAACGACGACCUUGUUCGAAUGUUCCUCGAUCUGAAAUCGGGUUGUAAGAUCGUGUCGCUCAAAUCUUUUGUCGCCGAAAAGAACAACAACCACAACAUCAACGAUGUUGGCAGCACCAUCCUGGAGGUGGAAGAGUGCAUAUACCCCGAGGGCUAUGUGAGUUGGACUAAUGCAGGAGGACCGUACUUUAUUUCGACGCGAAAGUAG